Molecule: messenger RNA, 1107 nt
Organism: Babesia ovata
Lineage: Eukaryota; Apicomplexa; Aconoidasida; Piroplasmida; Babesiidae
Product: Eukaryotic translation initiation factor 2-alpha kinase 4, putative
Exons: 1
Coding region: 1-1107 (368 amino acids)
Source: RefSeq, a predicted model, not a curated record
AUGAACAAGGCUACACUAGUCAGGUGCUUGAGAGGUAUCGAAGACAGCUUUUCCAGCAACGAGGCUAGAGCUAAUCCGUUUCUAUUUGCGCAGAAGCAACUAAAUAUAGUCGUUAAUUCGGCGAACACCCUUACCAAGAUCGAUCCGCUUGACUCCGGAGCCGUCACGCACACGCUGAUCGACACGUUCACCGUACACGCCAAGCGGAUCCUGUGUGAAACUUACAGGCUUUGUACGGAUACUAAAACAUCGCUUCCAUCGGGUAGUAACGUCCCGGAGAACCAAAUCGAACAGAAUUCUGUAGCUUCAAUCAGGCAGCGGAUUCGUAAGCUCCAAAAUGAAGCGUCGAUUGGAGUCACCCUCGCGCUGUGUGCUCAGACUACCCUCCAAAACGGACGAGAGUGCAUGGGAGGAAUACUCCAAAGACUGGAACCAGCCCUUUGUAGAGGCAGCAGCGUUGUUGCAGUCAUUGGCGCAGUCCAUAAGGGAGAACUCUUUAAGAAAGAAGGAAUUGCAGAAGCAGCAGAACGCUGGUUCAAGCACGUCAUCGACAAUUCGCAAGUGAUAAGCAAGCUCACCUGCAGGGAGUGCUCCCUGCUGCUGUGGAGGCGUGUCGCCACGCGCUACAUGAAAGACGCCCCAACCGAAAACUGUCUCAGGCAGAUCAGCACGUUGAUUUACCACUGCCACGAAAAACUGAAAGAUGAGGUUUAUCUGAAUUUCGGGGAAGACCCCUUGGAGAUGUCGCGCCUGCAGCAAGAUAGUGGGCCACUCACCCUUCCUGAUGAAAGGGCUUUAAAACGGCUGAACCAGACGCUCUCCAACGUCAACCAGGCAGCCCUGAUCAUGCGGCAUUGCGAAACAUACUCCGGCGCGUCGAACGUGCUCCAUGCCCUAGGGCCCUCCUCGAUAGACAGGUUAAGCAAGAUGUUGACGCUUGCGUGGAGGUUGCAAGGCCGUGCCCGCCGCAGCCACAAGUCUAGCGACACCCACACGAAGGUGGGGCUUGCUGUCGCAGACGCCAUGGAUGGCAGACACAUGCGGUGCAUCUAUGAAAACCCCGUAGGGAACAGUGCAUAUACUGUUGACAUACUAGUCACAAUUUAG